Messenger RNA from Aspergillus pseudonomiae, 1497 nucleotides. RefSeq lists its product as uncharacterized. The record is from RefSeq and is a predicted model, not a curated record. The transcript has a single exon. Lineage: Eukaryota; Fungi; Ascomycota; Eurotiomycetes; Eurotiales; Aspergillaceae. The coding region runs from base 1 to 1497 and encodes 498 amino acids.
AUGACCAUAUCUACUGCUACUUGUUCAUCUCACGGUGGCAGAACAACCCGCAAAUCCUCUCGCGGCCAGGCGGACGACUACAUAUAUCCGGUGCACCUACUAGACGGUGCGGAGUACCAACAUUGCAUCCUCACAUUAUUCAUUAAAUUCAACGAUAUCCUAGAUGCUGGGAAUAUCAGAGACUCUCUCACAAGACUGCUAGAAAUUGGCAAUUGGAAAAAGUUGGGCGGCCGAUUCAGAACGAAGAUAGACGGCCAGAACCAAAGCAAAGCGCUCGAAAUCCAUGUACCUAGACAAUACACUGCCGAACGUCCGGCGAUCCAAUUCGCCUAUGAAGCAUACGACUCAAGCAUUUUCGAGCACCCUUUGGGCCGGCAGCUUCCACAAGCCUCAAACGAUGGAGUGGCAAUUAGCCCACCUCUUGACGAGCUUCGGCCAUUCGGCCAUGCCCCUGGGUUCCCCAUGACUAUGGCAGACCUGGUAGACAAGGACGCUCCACAGCUAUGUUUCAAAGUUAUCGGCUAUACCGAUGCGACAAUUUUGGCCAUCACAUUUUCUCACUGCACAUGGGACGUUUCAGGUCUGCAAGGCUUUCUGAAGUCGUUGGAGCUCGUGCUAGACGGACGAGAGGAUGAAGUACCACCGAUGCUGGGCGCACACACCGACAUACUCCCAGAGCUGAUUGGUCACUAUGACAGCUCCUGUCCAGAUCAUGGAUUGUUGAAUAUAUCAAGGGAGUCAGAAGCUACAGGGCAGCUACAGGCGUCGAACACAGCCCUGGAGCAGCGCAUAAUCCGGGUUCCGUUGGGAAAUAUGGAACGGCUACAUAACCGCGUGGCGAUGGAGAGUCCAACGGAAGACGAAGAGGUUUUGUCCACAUACCAACUGGACGAGCUCUUCUUGGCCUUGAUUGUGCAGCAAAUCGCCAGAGCGCAGCCCGAACCACGCGCGCUGAGGCUGCUCAACGUUUUCAACGCACGGCUGGUUGUGCCACGCCUAGCCAAAGCAAGGGGCAUUUACAGCCAGAAUCUGGUCCUCCUCACCCCUCAAACCUUGUCGAAUGAGGUCGCGACAGGACCAAUGGGGCCAAUUGCGCUGGCGCAGCGAGAAUGUUUCGCGCAAUCUGCAGAGCCUGAAAGUAUAACGAGGUCCCUUCAUAUGGUGUUAGGCGCUAUUGAAGCCGAGCUUGAUAUUACGCGAUUGACUGACUGCAGCGAUGCAGAGUCGGUUCUUGUAAACAACUUGGUCCGCCUCUCCAACUACAUUGACCUCGACCUCAGUUCAGCGGUCGUUCGCCAGGGCGAAAUGUCGGCGACGAGAAGAAACGGACUGGGGACUGCCGACUCGUGCUAUUUGACUCUGCCUCCCAACUCGUACGGCAUGAUGCGGGUUACCACCCUGGGAAGUUACAAUGGCAAUUCGUGCUGGAUGAUUGGGGAACUGCCCGCACGGGCUUGGGAGUUAAUUUACGAAGCUUUGGACGAGCUGGAAUGGUGA